AUGUUAUGUGAAAUUAAUGAAGCUUUUAUCCAUAACUCCUGCAAGAAAACAGCUCAACUUGCUAAGGUUAUAGAAGUGAUGAAUGGAAAAGCUUUUGACUAUGGGAUUGAGAUGAAAAAUCUCAACACUGUUCAUAAUGACGAAAUACAAAGAAUUGUUAAUGAUUUUAUUGAUACAUCAAACAAAAUUUAUGACGAUUUAGUUGACUUUAGAAAAUUAAUCAUCAAUAAUGCAUGCGACGACUACGGAAAUAGAUAUAAAAAGAUAAAAUUAGAUUAUUCGGACUUAAUAAGAAACGCAAUCGAGCAAUAUAACAACAUACGUCUUCAAAACAAAGAUCUAAAACAGCAUAUGGCAGAUUUGCAACAAAAUAUCAAUUUUUCAUUUUCAAAUUUUACAGAAAAACAACUAAAAAUAUUAGAAUCUAUUAAAAAACAGAACGACAGUUGCAGGAGAGACAUAACUAGAUCAUUAAUUAUACGAGAAAGAGAAUACAAAGACAAAGAAAACAAAAUAAUUUCUCAAUUUAAACAAGAUAUUGCACAAAUUACAAAAGAGAACGGUGAUAUCAUCAAUAAACUACAACAGCAAAUCAAGAAGAUGGUAGGAAUUGAAAUUUUAAAGAGAAUUUCAGAAUUUAAUAAAUAUAAAACGGAAAUUGCAGAAAUUAAAGCAAUUACGAAGCAGAUCCGACAAGAACAUACCAAUGUUAUUAAGCAAUUCAAGAAUUUACAAGCCAAUUUUCAGUUUCAUCGCAAUAAUUUUUUAAAUGAAAUAAAAAAUGCAAUAAAACCAAUAAACAAAGACCAACAAAGUGUGAAACGAAACAUGAUGCUCGAGAACAAGUCCCACAGCCUUGAUAUCCAAAUACAAACCAAAAAAUUGAACGAAAAAAGAAAUUUUCAUGAAAAAGAAAUUUUUCAGUUACAAAACCAAUUAAACGAUAUUCGACAAAAACAACAAAUUUCUGCAAAUUCUUUCGAAUCAAAUCAGCAGAAAAAGUCGAAUAUGAGCGAAUCUAAAAGAAUUGCGUUGAAACAACAAUACGAUGAGACAAUCUCCACGAUAACAAUGUUAAAUGAAGAGGCAAGGUCUAAAAUCAAUGGUUAUCAGCUGAUUUCGGAUAAAAUUUUCAAAAAAAUUGGAUCAAAUACAAAUGACAACCUUGAUAUCGUUUUAGACCAAAAGGAAUCGUUUAUAUCAAGCCUGGAUAGCAUGGAAAACAAGUUCCGAAAGAGAUAUGAAGCAGAAGAAAAAGGAUUUAAAAUUUUAAUCACAAAAAAAGAGGAACAGUUCAAAAAUUUCGUUGCCAAUCAAAUCAUUACUAUCAACAAAAACAUAAAAAAGCAGAAAGAACUCAAUGAAAUCUCAAUUAAAAUGAUUCGUCAACAAGAUUCGCAAAAUAAACUAGCUAGAGAUAAAAUGGAGAGCCAGGACACAAAUAUAAAAGAAUUACUAGUGAAAAAUGAACCAGAAAUGGAAGAAAGAAGAAAAAAUCUUGAAAAUAAAAUUAAAAUUUUCAAAUCUGAGCUAGAAAACAAAGCAAUAUUAGUCAAGAACCAUUUCGAUAGUGAUCUUAAUGAGAAAGUAACCAGUAUCAAAGAGAAAAAUCGUAUUGAACUUGAAAAUUUGGAAUUUAAUUUUGAUUCUGAGCUAAAUUCUCAUAAAAACAAUGUUUCAAGGAUCGCCAAACUUCUUAAUGAUGAAAUAGCUAAGGUUGACCAGUCAAAAACCUUUGCAUCCCGUAAAAUCGAGGCUUUGGACUCUCAAAUUUCAAAAAUUACCAAAGAAAUCCGAAAAUUGAAUAGACAAAAAAUUUCUGAAGAAAAUGAUAUUACAAACUCGUUCCAAAUGCAAAUACAGGUUGAGCAAGUACCAUUAAACACAAAAAUAGAUCAGUUAUCCAAACUUUACACUGAUGAAGAGAAUUUGAAAGGAAUUGAAAUAAUUGACUCGAUAAGGAAGCUCAGAAUGACACAGAACAAGAACAGAGACAUCAUUAAUAACCAUGAAAAGGAACUACAGGAUUUAAAAACGAAGUUUUCACAAGAAAUCCAAAAAAUGAAAGAAAAUUUGGAAAAAAUCAAAGGAAAUUACUUCGAAAACGAACUUAUUGAGAAACUUAAAGACAAAGAGAAGGAAGCAGAACUAAAAAUUAAGAAUUAUGAAGAAGAAACUGAAAAUAUUUUAAAUUCUCUGAAAUCUAAGAUAGAAACCACAAAAAUACAGAUUGAAGAACAGAAGAAACAAAUAACAGACCAAAUUGAACAAUAUUCAAAGCCUAUUGACCCUUUUGUUUUAGAAAAACCAGAUAAUUCCGAAAUAUUAGAAAAAAUUUCCUCAAAGAAAGAAGAAAUCAUCAAAGAAUUUAAUGUUAAGAAACAAUAUGUUGAGAAACAACUAGAAAUAACUCAAAAUGAACAAAAUGAGUUAAUAUCAAAUUUAAAUCAGUUAUUUGACAAAGAACAACAAAAAAUAAGUGAUGAACUGAAAGAAAUGGAUACUGAAAUAUCUAAAAACUUAGUUCCUGUGAAAGAAAAUGCGAAAAAUAAUAUUUUAGAAAUAGAUUCAAGAAUUUCUGCAGCAGAUACAAAAGAACUUGAUUACAUAAUGCGUUUAUUUGAUCCACAAACCAGAAUAGAAGAGAAACUGCAAAUUUCAGCUGAAAAAACAAAAUCUAAUGAAAAAUUAGAGAAAAUUACUGAAGAAUUCAUAAGUUUUAUUGAUUUCUUAUCAGAUGAUAAACCAAAGAAGAUCGUAGAACCUCCUCCAUCAACAAGAGUUACUUCCAGCCGAAGAAGAAAAUCUCAUAGUUCAAAAUAA
This is a messenger RNA of Trichomonas vaginalis G3, 2823 nucleotides long. Its product is annotated as biological adhesion protein. The transcript has a single exon. NCBI's taxonomy places the organism in Eukaryota, Parabasalia, Trichomonadida, Trichomonadidae. The coding region runs from base 1 to 2823 and encodes 940 amino acids. The record is from RefSeq and is a predicted model, not a curated record.